AUGACCGUCAAUCGAGAAACAACAGUGCCAUUCCACCUCAAACUCUUCUAUCACAAACAUGCAUACCACACUCUGAACGACUUUCCUAUCCCGACACCGACUGGACCCAACAGCAACAAUCAUCUACCUCCUCAUCUCGAGAUCUACACUUGGCAGUCAUGUACGCUGCGCGAGCUGUCCAGCCUCCUCGCCGGCGCAUUACCUUCGCAAUUGCCCAGUCCGCAAUCUGGCACGAGGCUUUGCUUCCGACUUAUAUACCCAGAUACUCGCGGCGCAGCGACAGAAGGGCGAGGACGCUACCUGUCAAAGGAUAUUGGAAGUGUUAUUCUGGGACAAUCCUCAAAAGAUGAAAGCACCGCCGACGACGCGCAUAUGAAUGGCGACAGACGACGAGGUCCCGACAAGGGUCCCCUUCGUCUAGAUGAAGCAGAUAAGACAUUGGCAGAUGCACGGUUCGUCAUCGGGGACUACGUGGACGUUGCAAUCCUACCGCCGCUCGAUGAUGGCAGUGUUGCGCCGCCGGUGCAAGGAGGAAGAGGCCCGCCUGGCGGUCCGCUCGGAGGAGGCAUGAGGGCUUUUGGGCCACCUCGCGACAACGGUGGCAGGAGAGGAGGCAUGGGGAGAGGAAAUGGUAUCCCUAGCGGCGACUGGAAGAGAGGCGAAAGACUACCAGCAGAGGAACGGGGAGGCGGAUGGCCACGGCGAAGGGGGGGUUACUAA
Talaromyces rugulosus is the source of this 720-nucleotide messenger RNA. RefSeq lists its product as uncharacterized. Gene Ontology annotation, biological process: negative regulation of DNA-templated transcription. NCBI's taxonomy places the organism in Eukaryota, Fungi, Ascomycota, Eurotiomycetes, Eurotiales, Trichocomaceae. Gene Ontology annotation, cellular component: nucleus. The record is from RefSeq and is a predicted model, not a curated record. The transcript has a single exon. Bases 1 to 720 code for a protein of 239 amino acids. Gene Ontology annotation, molecular function: transcription corepressor activity; transcription factor binding.